This is a messenger RNA of Topomyia yanbarensis, 2634 nucleotides long. RefSeq lists its product as uncharacterized. Gene Ontology annotation, biological process: DNA integration. Gene Ontology annotation, molecular function: nucleic acid binding. The transcript has a single exon. Bases 1 to 2634 code for a protein of 877 amino acids. The record is from RefSeq and is a predicted model, not a curated record. NCBI's taxonomy places the organism in Eukaryota, Metazoa, Arthropoda, Insecta, Diptera, Culicidae.
AUGAAGGUGAUGAUAUUUGGGGCAACGUGUUCGCCGAGUUGCGCGCAGUAUGUAAAAAACCAUAAUGCACAACGAUUCCAGGACCGAUUUCCAAGAGCAGCUGAAGCGAUAGUGAAGGAACAUUACGUCGAUGAUAUGCUCACUAGUGUGGAAACGGAAGAAGAGGCGAUAAAGUUGGCGAAAGAGGUCCAGUUCGUCCAUGCUGAGGCUGGUUUCGAAAUACGCAACUGGCUGUCAAACUCAAAUCAAGUACUGCGGGAGUUGCAAGCGACACCAGGUGUAAAAAGUAUGAAUCUGUUGAGCGAGAUGGGGACAGAAAAAGUUCUGGGCUUGUGGUGGUGUACUGUUACUGAUUCAUUCACCUUCAAAGUAUCCCCAAGGAUUAACGCGGAACUACUUAACGGUCAUAUUAUUCCGACAAAGAGGCAGAUCUUAAGCACGCUAAUGAUGAUCUAUGAUCCUUUGGGAUUCUUGGCAAACUUCCUGAUGUUUCUGAAGAUAUUGCUUCAGGAAAUAUGGCGUAGCGGUGUGAAUUGGGACGAGCCAAUCAACAGUGAACAGCGGGAGAAAUGGCUGACGUGGGUGCAAGUUCUUCCGAGAGUAGAGAUGGUUAGGGUGCCCAGAUGUUACCGGACGAGGAGUAGCAUCAGUGAACGAAAUUCGAUUCAGCUCCAUGUCUUCGUUGAUGCGUCUGAGAAUGGAGUUGCUGCGGUAUGUUAUCUGCGUUUCGAAGAAGGUGGCGUCGUGGAAUGUGCACUAGUCGGGGCAAAAACAAAAGUAGCUCCACUGCGAUUUGUGUCAAUACCCAGACUGGAACUGCAGGCAGCAGUAAUCGGCGCCCGCUUGGCGAACAGCAUCACGGAGUCGCACAAAUUAAAACCUAUGCAACGAUUCUUCUGGACGGAUGCGCGAGAUGUUCUUUGUUGGCUAAACUCUGAUCACCGGAAAUAUAGCCAGUUUGUAGCGGUACGAAUCAGUGAGAUGUUGGAGUUGACGGAGCAACAUGAAUGGAACUGGAUCCCAUCAAAAUUGAACGUUGCGGACGAGGCUACAAAAUGGCAAAAGUUACCGGACCUGGCUCCUACAAGUCGUUGGUUUCGUGGACUGGAAUUCCUGUGGGGCCCCAAAGAGGGUUGGCCUGAUAAUAUAUCAAAAUUUGGUGACACAAUAGAAGAAAAACGUGUAAAAGUACUACAUCACUUCGAAGAACGUGCGAUAUUCGAAUGGGAGAAAUUUUCCAGAUGGAAACGGUUGCUACGUCAUGUGGCUUUUGUGAAACGAUUCCCAGCUAAUAUACGCAAGAAAAUCGUCAAACAACCUGUUGAAAGCGGUCCCCUAUCCCAUGAGGAACUAAAAGAAGCAGAGCUGACUAUACUUAAGUUCGUUCAAGAUUCCGAGUUUGCCAGAGAGAUUCAACACUUAAGGAAAUCUAAUCCAUUGCCAUGGAAGAACGUGUUGCCCAAAAAUAGUUCAUUGUACAAGCUUAGCCCAAUUCUUGAGGUAGAUGGGUUAGUUCACAUGAAAGGUCGCAUAGAUGCUUGCGAAUUUGUGGAAGAGUGUACGAAACGCCCGAUAUUGCUGCCUAAGUGCCAUCCAGUUUCGGAUCUUAUUAUCGCCAGCAUUCACCAACGAUACUGCCACAUGAACCACCAGACGGCGCUCAACGAAAUCAAGCGUCGGUUCUAUAUUCCGAAACUUCGUUCGGUGUAUAAUCGUGUUCGUAAGAGAUGCCAGCUUUGCAAAAUCCGCCAGGCAAAACCAGCCGUCCCUGAAAUGUCCGCUCUACCACCAAUGCGGUUGAAAGCCUUUUGUCGGCCAUUUUCAUAUGUAGGCAUUGAUUAUUUUGGGCCGAUGCACGUGGCUGUUGGCAGACGCACCGAAAAACGUUGGGGUGUGUUGAUUACUUGUCUCACUGUUCGAGCAAUACACCUCGAAAUUGCGCACACCCUCACAACAGAUUCAUGCAUCUUGGCCAUUAGGAAUUUCAUAGCCAGAAGAGGUUCCCCCUUGGAGAUAUUUAGCGAUCGCGGAACGAAUUUUGUUGGUGCAAGCCGUGAAUUGAAACAGGCACUACAGCAGAUAGAUCAGGACAAGCUGAUGGAACAUUUCACUACAACGGAUACAAAAUGGUCAUUCAACCCGCCAGCUUCUCCGCACUUUGGUGGCGUAUGGGAACGCCUCGUUCAGUCAGUGAAGAAAGCCUUGAAACACCUACAACUCACACGCACACCUACCGAUGAACUAUUAAGAAACAUGUUGGCAGAAAUCGAACUAAUUAUCAAUUCUAGACCGUUGACUGAAUUGCCACUAGACGAUGAGCUAUCAUCGCCGCUAACCCCGAACCAUUUCCUACUCGGGUCAUCAGACGGUUCUAAGCCACCGGUCACAUUCGAAGACAGUAGCUACGCCCUGAAGCACACAUGGAAGAUGUCGCAGGUCUACGCAAACAGGUUCUGGAAACGCUGGAUAGCUGAUUACCUGCCAAUGUUAACGAGGAGAACAAAAUGGUUUUGUCCGGCGAAGCCCAUAGAAGUGGGAGACAUUGUCGUGUUGGUGGACGAGACACUUCCAAGAAAUUGUUGGCCGAAAGGACGAAUCAUCGACGCCAUCUGGUCCAAGGUUGGCCAGGUUUGA